This is a messenger RNA of Phalacrocorax carbo (great cormorant), 2580 nucleotides long. Lineage: Eukaryota; Metazoa; Chordata; Aves; Suliformes; Phalacrocoracidae. The record is from RefSeq and is a predicted model, not a curated record.
CGCCCCCCCGCGCCAGGCGGAGCCGGAGCCGGAGCGGAGCCGGUGCCGGGGCGGCUCAUUGCGGCGCGGCGCGGCGGCAGCAUGGCCACCACCGUGCCCUGCACCCGCUUCACCGAUGAGUACCAGCUCUACGAGGAGAUCGGCAAGGGGGCUUUCUCGGUGGUCCGGCGCUGCGUCAAGCUCUGCACCGGCCAUGAGUACGCCGCCAAGAUCAUCAACACCAAAAAGCUCUCCGCCAGAGACCACCAGAAGCUGGAGCGGGAGGCCCGUAUCUGCCGGCUGCUGAAGCACUCCAACAUCGUGCGGCUCCACGACAGCAUCUCGGAGGAGGGUUUCCAUUACCUCGUCUUCGACCUGGUGACCGGCGGCGAGCUCUUUGAGGACAUCGUGGCACGGGAGUACUACAGCGAAGCUGAUGCCAGCCACUGCAUCCAGCAGAUCCUGGAGGCCGUCCUCCACUGUCACCAAAUGGGGGUUGUCCACAGGGACCUCAAGCCGGAGAACCUGCUCCUGGCCAGCAAGUGCAAAGGGGCAGCGGUGAAGCUGGCCGACUUUGGCCUCGCCAUCGAGGUGCAAGGGGAUCAGCAGGCCUGGUUUGGCUUCGCAGGCACGCCUGGCUACCUCUCCCCCGAAGUCCUGCGCAAAGAGGCCUACGGCAAACCUGUGGACAUCUGGGCGUGCGGUGUCAUUCUGUACAUCUUGCUGGUGGGCUACCCGCCGUUCUGGGACGAGGACCAGCACAAACUCUACCAACAGAUCAAGGCCGGUGCCUACGACUUCCCUUCACCCGAGUGGGACACGGUCACCCCCGAAGCGAAAAACCUCAUCAACCAGAUGCUGACCAUCAACCCCGCCAAGCGCAUCACAGCCCACGAAGCCCUCAAGCACCCGUGGGUCUGCCAACGCUCCACCGUGGCCUCCAUGAUGCACAGGCAGGAGACGGUAGAGUGUCUGAAAAAGUUCAACGCCCGGAGGAAGCUCAAGGGCGCCAUCCUCACCACCAUGUUGGCCACCAGGAACUUCUCAGUGGGCAGACAGACCACCGCUCCUCCAACCAUGUCGGCGGCCGCCGCCGGGGCCCCCCUGGGGCUGGUGGAACAAGCAGCUAAGAGCUUACUGAACAAGAAGGCGGACGGUGUGAAGCCUCAGACCAACAGCACCAAAGGCAGCGCUGGCGUCACCAGCCCCAAGGGGACGCUCCCACCCGCUGCGCUGGAGCCUCAAACUACCGUAAUUCAUAACCCCGCGGACGGCAUAAAGGAGUCGUCCGACAGCACCAACACCACCAUCGAGGAUGAGGACACGAAAGCCCGCAAGCAGGAGAUCAUCAAGAUCACGGAGCAGCUCAUCGAGGCUGUCAACAACGGGGACUUCGAGGCCUACGCGAAGAUCUGCGACCCGGGGCUCACCUCCUUUGAGCCCGAGGCUCUGGGCAACCUGGUGGAGGGCAUGGACUUCCACCGCUUCUACUUUGAGAACUUGCUCUCCAAGAACAACAAGCCGAUCCACACGACCAUCCUGAACCCCCACGUGCACGUCAUCGGGGAGGACGCCGCCUGCAUUGCCUACAUCCGCCUCACCCAGUACAUCGACGCCCAGGGCCGGCCCCGCACCAGCCAGUCGGAGGAGACCCGCGUCUGGCACCGCCGCGACGGCAAGUGGCAGAACGUCCACUUCCACGGCUCGGGGGCCCCCGUCGCCCCGCUCCAGUGAAGAGCUCGCGGUGGCUGUCCUGGUUCCAGCCUGACGGAGACGGCGAUGGGAGCCGAGCCGGCAGCCGGAGCUGCGGCCCCGAAGCACGCGUCCGCAUGCCUGUCCCCCCUCCGCCCCGGCCCCUGCUCCUCCCCCUCCAGUGCCUGUGUUUGCAGAAAACAAAAAGACAAAAAAAAAGAAAAAAAAAAAGCCCAAAACGACAACAACAACCAAAAAAAAAAGGCAAAAAAAAAUAAAGGGGGGGGGGAAUAAAAAAACCCAAACCCUAAACCCCAACCCAACCACACACACACGCGCCCAGAAACCAACCCAGCCGCUCGGCCACAGGCAGGGGGACGCCCCUGCGGCCAGACACCCCCCCCACCCAUCUCCACCCUGGGGGGUGGGUGUCCCCGGCUGGCGGGGGGGGGCGGCCCCGAUCCCCCUCUCCCCGGCUGUGCUUGUGGCGUUUUGCUGUUGCUGGUGGUGGAUGUUGUUCUUUGGACUCUGCUUUCGCUCGUCCCCUCCCAUCCCUGUACAUAGAGAGAGCUCUUUAUUUUUGAAUUCCCACGGGGGUCCCCGGCCAUGGGGUGCUGCCGGGUGGUAAGCGGGGGGGCGGGGGGGGGGAGCAGCCCUAGCACCCCCCCCGCACCCCCCCUCAAAGUCUGGUGCUGCUCCCUGGGAGCGGUGCCCAUGGGGGCAGGGGCAGGGGGCAUGGUGGGUGCCUUUGGGAGGGUCCCCCCAGCGGGCACCGCUGUGUCCCCAUCCCGGUGACAAAGCCUGGGCACCCAGCACCCUGGGCACCCCUCCCCGGGCAGGCGGAUGGCCGGGUGCCAGCUCUGGGUGCUGGCGGGGCUGGGGGGAUGUGGGUGCCACAUAACGGGGCUG